Messenger RNA from Mercurialis annua (annual mercury), 687 nucleotides. RefSeq lists its product as uncharacterized. Gene Ontology annotation, biological process: DNA integration. The record is from RefSeq and is a predicted model, not a curated record. Lineage: Eukaryota; Viridiplantae; Streptophyta; Magnoliopsida; Malpighiales; Euphorbiaceae. Bases 1 to 687 code for a protein of 228 amino acids. Gene Ontology annotation, molecular function: nucleic acid binding. The transcript is spliced from 2 exons.
AUGUUCUCAAAGAAAUUCACGAAGGAACCUAUGGCAGCCAUGUCGCCCACCUCGCUCUCUGUCAUAAUACAGUCCGACAACGCUACUGCUGGCCUUCCAUGUCAAGAGACGCGGCCGAAUUGGUCAAAACUUGUGAAAAAUGUCAGAUCCACCAAAAUGUCCACCAUAAGCCAACCACCGAUCAAACUCCUAUCAUCAGUCCCUGACCAUUCAUGGGUAGAAGCGGAAGCGGUAUCAAAGAUCACGGCGAGCAGAGUGUUGAAAUUUUUCAGGAGAGGAAUAAUCUACAGAUUUGGCAUACCAAAGAUAGUGAUAACGGAUAAUGGCAAACAGUUUGACAGUAAGGGAUUCAAAGACUACUAUGCUUACAAAGGAAUCGAUCUACGAUUCACCUCGGUCACUCAUCCACAAACUAAUGGGAUGACCAAAGUCACCAAUCGAACGAUUGUCAACGGUUUGAAGAAACGUUUAGACGAUGCCAAGGGCGGAUGGGCAGAAGAACUACACAACGUUUUAUGGUCAUAUCAAACGACGACAAAGGCAGGAACAGGAAGAACACCAUACAGCCUGACGUACGGUUGUGAAGCACUGAUCCCUGUUGAAAUAGGAAUGCCAACAUUAAGGGUCCUAUAUCUGGACACAGAAAAAAACGAAGAGAAUAUGAAGAUCUGUUUGGAUAUGCUAUAA